Messenger RNA from Callithrix jacchus (white-tufted-ear marmoset), 789 nucleotides. It is a transcript of the gene ATOX1, whose product is annotated as antioxidant 1 copper chaperone. Gene Ontology annotation, biological process: copper ion transport. Lineage: Eukaryota; Metazoa; Chordata; Mammalia; Primates; Cebidae. Gene Ontology annotation, cellular component: cytosol. The record is from RefSeq and is a predicted model, not a curated record. Gene Ontology annotation, molecular function: copper chaperone activity; metal ion binding.
AUGCAGGAGCGGUUGCUCCACAAGGUGGGGCCCGUGUUGCGCUGCUCCGAAGAGACCAAGACCCAGGUCCGCCGUGCCCUCUGGGCGGUUGUGAGGCUGAAGUGCACUAGCAAGAUCACAGCUUACUUCAGGCUUAACCUUCUGGGCUCAAGUGAUCCUCCCACCUCAGCUUCCCAAGUAGCUGGGACCACAGGCAGGGUGACCACGGGCUCAGGCAAAGGGAAGGAGGCGGUGCGUCUGGCUGCGAUCCGGCCCAGAGGGGGCGGGGCCUCCGGGACCGGGCUUUCAACGCGCACUCUCGGAUGCGCAGCGGAACCCGCCCUCCGAGCCCAGAGAGGCGCUGCUGCCACUGCCGCCUUACCGCCGCCGCACCGCUGCCGCACCGCCGCUGCCUCAGUCAUGCCGAAGCACGAGUUCUCCGUUGAUAUGACCUGUGGAGGCUGUGCUGAAGCUGUCUCUCGGGUCCUCAAUAAGCUUGGAGGAGUUAAGUAUGACAUUGACCUGCCUAACAAGAAGGUCUGCAUUGAAUCUGAGCACAGCAUGGACACUCUGCUUGCAACCCUGAAGAAAACAGGAAAGACUGUGUCCUACCUUGGCCUCGAGUAGCAGGGACCUGGUCCCCACAGCCCGCAGGAUGGACCAAAGGGGGCAGGCUCCUGAUCCUCCCCUGGCUUCCAGACAGACCUGGGACUUGGCAGUCUUGCUGAGCAAUGGUGUUCCUGCAGAGACCCUCAGUUGUUCUGUUCCUUUCUAGCUUCCUUGAAAUAAAAUCGAGCUGCUUUUGUUGGA